Elephantulus edwardii (Cape elephant shrew) is the source of this 378-nucleotide messenger RNA. RefSeq names its product chemokine (C-X-C motif) ligand 9 (gene CXCL9). The transcript has 4 exons. The record is from RefSeq and is a predicted model, not a curated record. Gene Ontology annotation, cellular component: extracellular region. Gene Ontology annotation, molecular function: chemokine activity; CXCR chemokine receptor binding. Gene Ontology annotation, biological process: antimicrobial humoral immune response mediated by antimicrobial peptide; neutrophil chemotaxis; cellular response to lipopolysaccharide. Lineage: Eukaryota; Metazoa; Chordata; Mammalia; Macroscelidea; Macroscelididae. Bases 1 to 378 code for a protein of 125 amino acids.
AUGAAAACAAGCGGUGUUCUGCUCUUUCUGGGCAUCACCUUCCUGCUUCUGAUUGGAAUUCAAGGAAACCUAAUAAUGAGAAAUAGGCGCUGUUUAUGCAUUGACUUCAACCAAAAGAAGAUUCAAGUGCAAGCCUUAAAGGAUCUUCAACAAUUUGUUCCAAGCCCUUCUUGUGAGAAAAUGGAAAUCAUUGCUACACUGAAAAAUGGAGAUAAAACAUGUUUAAACCCAGAUUUAUCAGAUGUGAAAAAAUUGGUGAAAGACUGGGAGAAAAAGGUCAACCAAAAGCAAAAGCAAAAUAAAAUCAGGAAAUACAAAAAGCCCAAGAAGAUGGGAAAAAGUACAAAAUCUCAAGGUGCUCAUAAGAAGACUACCUAA